Amoebophrya sp. A120 is the source of this 3981-nucleotide messenger RNA. The record is from the annotation of a GenBank genome assembly. Lineage: Eukaryota; Dinophyceae; Syndiniales; Amoebophryaceae.
AGCUCCGUUGUGGAUGAUGUUUUGAUCUUUUGCGUAGUGCGCUAAAUUGCAGCAGCGACUUGGAGAGCAAAGUGCCUACUGACUAUGUCAAGUGUGUUAGAAAAGCACCGCGCCUCGUUCCCGCCACUAGUCAGCGCUAGGGGUGUUUUGCACUAGGCGAGACAACCUACCUGGCACACCGCAAGCACUGCAGUAGGUCGUCACCAUUUUGGCUGGUGGCACCUGGCUCGGCGAAAAGACUUUUUCUGAGGUCGUUGUAGAAUCGACUCGUCAACACCUCCAGAGCCAGACCACGAAAGAUGUUACUUCCAUCAAAACGCUCGCUGACGCGUGUUCUGCUGCUGUCAUCUCUCGGCGCAUUGCAAGCAAGAGCAAAGGAGGAUAGCGAUGAUUCCGGUAUAAUUGAUCUUUUUUCCGACGCUGGUGGGUCUUCAAAUUGUUCGUGCAUAUGAACGUAAGGACAUGUGAUUCGCGCUAUCAGCAUUUUUAUAGUGCAACAUUUCAUUUACCUUUUCGAGCCCAAAAAUCUUCAUCUAUUUCCAGCUGCAACCGAGGACGCAGCGAAAACCGCUGCAGAGCAAGAGGACGACGACGAACCCGCAGGAACUACAAGUCCGGACGUAUUGUGAGGAAAAAUCUUCACCUCUCCCCAUAUCGGACUGGAAAUUUGUGAUGCUGUAUUUGCGUACGCAAUUAUCGGUUUGUAUUGCUAGAAAGGCAAGAGACGCAAUUGUGGCCUUAUUUGCAGGUAGUUCGUCAUGCUGCUUCGCGCUUCCAUUUGCCUUCUGUCAUGCUGAAGAUGCAAGGCCUUCCCCCGUGAGCCAGCACUACAGUCCGCAUCUUUUGCCUUCUAGCAUGACAACAUGGCUUGCGGUCACAAAUCAGCAUUACAAAUUUCCAGCUUGAGUAUGGGGAGGAGGGGUUUUUCCUUUUGUUGAUAGGACGACGAGGCUGCGUUGGAUGACGACUCGGAUCUGGAUGCGGACGUGGACCCCGAGAUAUCCUGAGUAAAAACGUACCCACACCAGAGUCAGGAUGGGGAUUUUGCAACACAAACCUAGGAGUUUUGUGAGUCACGCAUGACAAGUUGCACUAUGCAGUGUAGUGCAGGUUCGCAAGUGCAGCCGCAUCACAGACUCAUGUGCUCAUCCUGUUCACAGCAUCAAAAAUUCCAAAACAGGAUUGGAAAUGGCUCUCAUGGGGAUGCGCAUUACAAGUCUUCCUGUCGUUGCAAAUCUGCAUUACAUCUCUGGUGUGGGUACGUUUUUACUCAGGAUACGAGAAGCUAGAAUCCUCCAAAUCAAACAUGGAGGCCGGGAAUCCAAAUCCACCUCCCAACCCGCAUAUGCAAUACAAAAGCAUCGUACUAGUGUAAACUGCAUUGCAAAUUUGCUCAGCAUGACAAAUGCAAUUUGUAAUGCUUUAUUUUUUACCUUAGGAAGAAGAUUUGUCAUGCAUAUUUGCAAUUAGUACGAGAGUAGCGAUACUUUUGCACAGCAUACCGCAGAUGAUGCCGAACGGGAAACCACUACCCCCGCUGCCGCACUACGUGGACCUCGGUGCGAAGCCGAUCUUCGCGGACACAACAGACACUGCUUCGGAGAUGCAAGACAAGUCCAUGUAUCAACUGUAAAAAUGUCUGGGUCUGGAAGCUUCUGACACUUGUCAUGCACGUUUUGCAUGAGCCAUGAGGUCCGUGAUGCAUACCCUAGCAAUACAGAUUUUUUGAGGGCUUCUUGAUGCGUAUUCCGCAUGACAAAUGCCUUCUCAGCGGAGCAAAAAUUGCAUUCCCUUUGCUACUCAUGCAAUACAGAUUUUUUUGGAAUCCAAAUGCAGCAUCACAAGUUGCAUUCUUCCAGACCCAGACACUUUUGCAUUUGAUACCAUGCUGUGCAUGUACCUGGCGCGCAUGACGCUGCAGAUGGGCGGGCCAGAGAUGCAGACCAAGCUCACGAAAUUGCUAGACGUCUUCACGAUAGACGUAUUAAUUUACAUAGUUUAGCACUAGAAGUGGACCUUUUUGACCAGCGUGGAACCAACUCGACCUCCAUCGCUUGGAUUUGUGAUGCCGAAUCUUCAAUGACAUAUGAAAAUAAAUCGAAAUGGUGUAAUAUGCUGCAUGUUGAUGCUAAAGUCAUGACGUGAAAUGAAAAACUACCUACAACAACUAUCAGCAACAGAAGAUUGAGCCGCGUUUUGUGCAGGACUCUCUGAUCGUUGGGCAGUGGUCGAAGUGUAUGGAUUGCAAAUAUGUCUGGGUCUGGGAGCGUGGAGCUUGUAAUGCUGUCUGCGGAUUCUAAAAAUGUCUGUGUUGCAUAAGCAGCAAGAGGAGUCAGUUCCUGGUACGCGGAGAGGGCUGCAUUUCUCAUGCGUAAUUAGCAUCAAGAAGCUCUCAAAAAAUCUGUGAUGCUAGCACCAGCAUCACAGACCUCACGCGUCAUGCAAAAUGUGCAUGACAAGCCCCGACUCUUCCAGACCCAGACAUUUUUACACUUGAUAAAGUGCCUGGUAGAAAUGGACAACGGAUAUUCCUUAAAAAUUAACCAUCCCCAUGAUCCACUUUUUGCAUCACAGACACAGAAUUUAUAUACAUGUUUUGCAUGACAAAGAACUGGAUGGGGCUGGUUAAUUUUCAGGGAAUAGCGGAGAUGUGGAGGAGUUUGUUGAGGGCGGUCUGGUAAACCCGGAGAACCCAUAUCACACAGAAAACAGCCACAACUAGUACCAGGUUGCAUAUUGAUUUGUAAUGGAGAAAUGAAUACAGAUACACUGAGACUGAACUACAGGGCUUCGUUCAUCUGUGAUGUUACAUGGACCGCUCCUAAGCUGCAACCUGCUAUACAAAUGGGCAUGCCCUCCAUCGCAGAUUUUGCUUCCUAUUUAUUUUUGCAUUCCAAAUAAUUACAUGCCCUGCUAGGUAGCUGUUUUUACUCGUGGAUAGUUUAGGGCUGAUGCCCUACAUCCAGGAAUGGCUCCAGAAGAACGUGCCGGAGGACUUAACCGACAUCGUCAUCAUGCCCUUCGGUCCGUUGCCCAAGAUUUCCAUGCAGGACUUCAAUCUGGUGCAGAAGACCGUACACGACGAGCAGCAGCUGCUGCAAGCAAAAUCAACCCAAUCCGAGGCCAAGGCCAAGGCGAAGGAGCGCAAGCGUGCGAGGGCGAAGAAGCGGAUGGAGCAGAACAACUGGAUGUAUGGGCUGGGGACCUACGGUGGCGUGAUCUACCUGUUUUGCAUCAUCGCCAUUCUGUUCCUCUUGAUGGGCGGGGCGGUGCUCUUUCUCGGGGAAAUAUCAGAGUGCACAGCUCACCCUCCCCCGAAUGUAUAGCAUGAACGGCAACACAAGCAUCAGCAAGAGUGCCGGUUUUGCAUGACAGAUUGGCACUGAAAUGACAUGCUAUUUCUUUGGGCCACCAGAGCUUGUCAUGCAAACAGUGGCAAAAGUGAAGAGGCACUUUGGGUAUUUUGCAUGACAAGUGAGCGGGAGGGGGAGUUGUGCACUGUCAUAGCAAAAGCAAAAGGAAAACCAGGCGAACAAGAGCAAGGCGAAGAUUUCGUUGAAGAACCUGAACAACCCGAUGGGGCUAUGCUGUGCCAAAACGUCUUCAUCCCAGAGUUGUCAUGCAAAUCUGCAUGCUUAAAAAUGUUUCUCAUGUGGAAACCCAUGAGGAGCCUUUUCCAGUGGCGUUAUGAGAUUUGUGAUGCUCGAAUCAGGAUGAUAUCUAUGCCGGAACCGUGAUGCUGCUGCACUAGCUAAACAGGACUUCAUUGCGAGCCGAAACUUGUCAUGCGCAUCAAAAAUUAAAUUUUGAUUUUCUUCUCGGGAGUCAAUCUGUGAUACUAUUUAUGCUGGGAUGAAUUUUAAUAAUGGUGGUUUGUAAUCUUAGAUCUUUCUCAUAUGGGACAUAGAUGCAUCUAUCAAUUGAUGUAAAAAUAUGAUUUUGAUUCUCGUCUUUUCUAAAUGUUGAUAUAAUCUCUAGUCU